UCCUACUCAACCACACGUCGCCCUUCCCCGAUCCACCUGGAUCCGCGGAGAAUCCCACCGUCCGUCGCUACACAGUUCCAGAUCAAGACCCACCAUGUCGCUCUCCGGAGACCGGUCCAACUCCACCCUCGGUGGGAACUUCUCCUCCAGCGAUUCCACCCCCGGGGACCUCAGCAUCCAGUGGACAGCGCCCACCGUCUUGUUCACCAUCAUCACCGCCCUCACCUUCCUGCUCGGCGUCCCCGGCAACGGUGCGGUCGUCUGGGUGACGGGCUUCAAGAUGAAGAGGGGCGUCCACACCGUGUGUUUCCUGAACCUGGCUGUGGCGGACCUGACCUACUGCCUCAUCGUCCCCUUCCUGGUGUCCUCCUACUUCGUUCUAAGACCCUGGCCCCAAGAUAAAUUGCUCUGGAUGUUCCUCUUCUGCGCCGUCACUCUCAUUAUGUCCUCCAGCACCUUUCUGUUGACCCUGAUCAGCAUCUUCCGCUUCCUGGCCGUCACUCGGCCCAUCUGGUUCCGCCAACACCUUCGUCUGUCUUGGGUUCGUGCGGUCUGCUUCGGCGCCUGGGGCCUGUCCUUCCUCACCUGCCUGCCCAGCUUGCUGAUGGAGCAGAUUGACGUGCAUUUAGGGCACAAUAUCUUUACAGUGUUGCAUAUAGCUUGGGUGAUGUUAAUCUUCGGCCUCUCCGUGGUGAUCAUGGUCGCCUGCUAUUUCCUGAUUGCCCGGGAGCUGAGCAGGGACCAGUUCGCCAAGUCCAGGAAGACCGUCCGCCUCAUCGUGACCCUGGUGGUGGCCUUUAACGUCUGCUGGCUCCCCAAAACUGUGUGCAGCUUUAUCCAGGUCUUCCAACCCGUUACCAUUGAAUGGAUCUACAUCACCCUCAGCCUGGCCUCCUUCAACAGCGCCCUCAACCCCCUUCUCUACGUCUUCGCCGGCAGCGACUUCCGCCAGGUCUUCAAGCGCUCCCUGGCCGCCUCCCUCCGCCUGGCCUUAGCCGAGGAGGGAGUCACGGUUGGGGAACGUCCGUCCUGACCCCGCGGACCAGGAAUGAGGGACACCCCCCCCCCAACCCACCGGAUUGUGCUCAUGGCUGUCUCAUGGCACCAUUGACCAUCUGGUCGAAAGUCGCAUCCCUGUCAAUCAAGGUCUAGCUCCACCCACCCAUUAGUGCACGCCCUUGACCAUUGGGCCCCGUAAACACCUUUGUACCUGGCCCUGACCCAUUGGCUUGCUUGCAAUACCUGGGCUGGACAACCCAGCCCUCCAGCACUCUAAACAGUGCCACAUGUGCUUAGAUCUUUUCCUUUCGAUUGCUCCAGGAAUCGUGAAGCGAUCACUGGUAAGUGUGUGCCCUUCCACAACGCUUAGGAGCGUCCUAAUUAGA
Pristis pectinata (smalltooth sawfish) is the source of this 1385-nucleotide messenger RNA. RefSeq names its product C3a anaphylatoxin chemotactic receptor-like. The record is from RefSeq and is a predicted model, not a curated record. Gene Ontology annotation, molecular function: complement receptor activity; G protein-coupled receptor activity. The transcript is spliced from 2 exons. The coding region runs from base 95 to 1033 and encodes 312 amino acids. Gene Ontology annotation, biological process: positive regulation of cytosolic calcium ion concentration; phospholipase C-activating G protein-coupled receptor signaling pathway; inflammatory response. Gene Ontology annotation, cellular component: plasma membrane. NCBI's taxonomy places the organism in Eukaryota, Metazoa, Chordata, Chondrichthyes, Rhinopristiformes, Pristidae.